This is a messenger RNA of Tyto alba (common barn owl), 1721 nucleotides long. It is a transcript of the gene TAF9B, whose product is annotated as TATA-box binding protein associated factor 9b. The transcript has 7 exons. Gene Ontology annotation, cellular component: SAGA complex; transcription factor TFIID complex. Gene Ontology annotation, biological process: RNA polymerase II preinitiation complex assembly; DNA-templated transcription initiation. Lineage: Eukaryota; Metazoa; Chordata; Aves; Strigiformes; Tytonidae. The coding region runs from base 47 to 814 and encodes 255 amino acids. Gene Ontology annotation, molecular function: transcription coactivator activity; protein heterodimerization activity; RNA polymerase II general transcription initiation factor activity. The record is from RefSeq and is a predicted model, not a curated record.
CCCCGGUCACGCGGCCGGAAGCGGCGGACUGAGGCGCGCGGAAGCGAUGGAGCCGGCGAAGAUGGCGUCCCCCAAGAGCGCGCCCAAAGACGCUCAGGUGAUGGCGCAGAUCCUGAAGGACAUGGGCAUCACGGAGUACGAGCCGCGCGUCAUCAACCAGAUGCUGGAGUUCGCCUACAGGUAUGUGACUACCAUACUGGAGGAUGCAAAAAUUUACUCAAGCCAUGCAAAGAAAUCCAGCGUCGACGCAGAUGAUGUGAGGUUGGCAAUACAGUGUCGGACAGACCAGUCCUUUACAUCUCCCCCCCCGAGAGACUUCUUGUUAGACAUAGCCAGGCAGAAAAAUCAGACACCGUUGCCGUUGAUAAAGCCUUAUUCUGGACCCAGGCUCCCGCCCGACAGAUACUGCUUGACAGCUCCCAACUACAGACUGAAGUCUUUGCAGAAGAAGGUCUCUUCCUCUGCAGGAAGAAUAACAGUCCCUCGCUUGAGUGUUGGUGCUGUGAGCAGCAGGCCCAGCACUCCUACUUUAGGUACACCUUCAGCACAAACAGUAUCUGUCUCAACAAAAGUUGGCACCCCAGUGUCGCUGACCGGUCAGAGGUUCACUGUACAGAUCCCGUCUUCUCAGGCAGCAGUCAAGACAGCCACACCAACUACUCCGACAGUUCAGAAUGUUCUAAUUAAUCCUUCAUUAAUUGGACCAAAGAACAUUCUUAUCACUACAAAUAUGGUAUCGUCACAGAAUACAUCCAAUGAAUCAAAUCCCUUGAAAAGGAAGCAUGAAGAUGAUGACGACUAUGAUAAUUUGUGAAGAGGCUGUCUGAUCCCUUUCUAUUCUUCAGUGGUUCGUACUGAGUCUGACAGAGGUUUUGCCAAGAGUUCUUUGUAAGCAGUGUGAGUGUGUAAAUACUCUGUUAAUAUGCAGUUGGGUGUGGAGUGAGAGAGAGAUGAUUGCCUGUGGAAAGAGGAAAGCAAGACUAACCUUUUCCUAUGUCCCGUAAUGUCUUUUGAGCCUCAGUAGCAGUGGUGAGCUCUGGCCACCGUUACACAGAACAGUCUUUGCGGCUCUUCUGUCGCCUUAUUUCUGACGGACGUGUCCAUGCCUCUGAGCCAGGUGCUGGUAGCACUGCCCUGUGCCAAGUAAAAGUAACUUAGAAAAGGCCGGGUGGUGUGACAUGGAUCUUCAUUUCAAGUAACAUCAAACACAGCCCUGGAUGAGGUGGCGUGUAGCUUUUUUUUUUUCCCCCCCUAAAUACAUUUGCUGCUUCUAGGUUGUUAGUUGCAUACCCUGUUCUCCAGGUUCAGUGCCCGUGGGUGUGAACAUUAUCUCUUAACAGUAGAAAUGCAGAUAAGAGGUAGAGGAGGGGGUUCUGGAGAACAGUUACUCAGGCUGCCCUCUGGUACCCAUUAAUCUAGUUUUUGUUGGCCAUAACACUCCCACCACUCAAAAGUUAGAGAAGAAGUAAAAUCCCAGCCAAGAUUUCCAAAGAGCUGCACCUCUGUCCAUCAGCACUUCAUUAAGCUUGUGUUUGCAUGUGUAUGGAAGAACGUGUCGCGGGGUGACACACAGCGGGAUCGGGCGAGGGGCAACGCGGCCGAGCCUCACGGCGCCUGUCUGGCUCUCUGCCUCGGGCACUGCAGGGGCUUUUCUCGUGUAGCAGGAUCCUGUCUGCUCUACUGAAAGACUGAAUAAACUUAAUGUGGUUUUUUAUAUUAAA